AUGACCAAAAACUCUGCUUCUUCUGCUGCAAAUCCAUACAUUCUUCCUAAACAUGAUCUCACUAUGGCUGAUAGUCAACUAAUUGAUAUACUUCUUCAUGGACAAAACAAUGAGAAUAAAUUUCAAGUUGUUAAUCAUUGGUGUAAAAAUACUCGACGAAAUCGUCUGGCAAAUAUUCUCGACGUCUCUCAAAGAUACGAUGUUUUAAUCGCGCUGAUAACUUCACUUCAACAAACAACAAACAGCGAAUAUCAAUAUAAUUGUCUAACACUCCUCUCCGAACUUCAAACAACUAUUCAUCAUUACGAUCAACGAACUUAUCUUCCUGUGAUUAUACAAUGCUUCUCUUCCACGUCCCAUGACGUUCAAACUUUGGCAUCUCAAUUACUUGUAAAACAGUUUCAUUCAACAGAUGACACACAAACAUUUCUACAUAUCUACAUCAAAGAUGGCUUGAAAUCUCCAAAUAUUCGAAUCUGUAUCAAGUCCAUCGAAGCAUUAAACGAUCUAUUUACAAAAUGUCACCAAUGUGAAAAUCUCUCGCCGAUAUUCGAAUUACUUCUUCAAUGUUUGCAAGAUAAUCUUUUCCGUUCAAAUUAUAACACCAUACUGAUUCGAGCUAUUCAACAUAUCAAACGCAUAUCAACACCGGACUUAUUCAACACCUAUCUCGAGUCGUAUUCGCCUUCGUUAAGACGACUUUAUUACACAUAUGUACCUCAACAAAUGGACAAUGAUCUCGAAGAUGAUGAAGCCACUCCCAGAGCGCCCGUUCAACUGAAUGAUUUGGUUUAUUCUCAAACAGAAAUGAAUGGCUACCGGCCCAGCGGUGGAAAUCCUUAUUCGAACAACCUCUUCGCAACUCAACGAUCGAUCCUUUCUUCCCAAAGCGACAAUUCUGAAAUGCAUUCACUCAUCGAAACUAUGCGUGCAAAAUGGAUGACAUCAAACGAUACAAAUCGUUUAAACUACCUCGAUCGUCUGAUUGUUCUAUCGGAUAAAGCCUUUCAAAUCUUUCGUUCUCAACAUCCACCAUCGUCGACAUUCGACGCGCAAUUUCACCAAGCAUUGAAUGCACUCCUAUCACCUAUACUCGAGAUUUUAUCGUAUAUAAUGUCGGCUAAUAUUGAACUAUCAGUUAAAAUCAAACUUGUUCUAUCAACAUCGUUAGCAUGGGUUAUUAAACAUGGACAGGGUAAUUUUUGUAAGAAGAAUUAUAAAUCCAUAUGUACGACAUUUAAAAACGUUCUUCUCAAUGGCCAAUCGAACAAUCGACAAUUGGCGAAAUUCAGCGUGAGUCUCAUACUCUUACUCGAAAAUUUCGUUCAUCCUCAAAUCAUUCUCAAUGAACUAAUCGACGAGCAAUUUCAAUAUUACAGUUACCGCAUACAGUUAGAACUUCUCGCUAUUGUUACAGCAACACUGAUCAAGCAUCGUCAACAUCACUAUGACAAUAUAUCGAACAUCUACAAACAUUUACUCCCCAUGUUGGUGUCGAACCGACGAGAACUUCGGCAUGGUGCCAUGGAAUGCUUUACAGUGAUAUGUACAUAUUUCAAUGCCUACAAACCAUUGACAUCAACCAUGAUUGAAACGAAUCAAUCAAUUAAAUUAGUUCUAUCGUUGAUCGAUAAGUUGUCAUACGAUGCAUCGAAUGCUUUACGCUUUCGUCUACAACGUAACCUAUUUCCAUCGCUAACCGACGAAGGUAAUAUAACCCCUGGUCUAGUAUGCGAUUCAAGCACAAUGAAUGAUCCCGAUGCGAAGUUUAUUGCACUUGCGAACAGUAAUAAUACAGUACGAACACCUCAGACAGCAAGUAGUCAUGAGAGUUCAUCUGCCAAAAUGUCACCAACUAGCAGCAAACUGCUUCAAUUAGCUAUGCCAUUUGUUACGAAGAAGACGAACACGCAAGAACUGGUAAUGCGUAGUCGGGAAAUACCGCCAUUGAAACCAUCCAACGCUGAAUAUGAUUCUCAUCGGUAUGCCAAUAAUAACAAUCAACAUUACGAAGCAUCGAUCACUCAAACUAUUCAUAACAACAGUACACUACAAUUUCGUCCGGUGAUACCUCAUCGUCUGUCGGGUAACCGAAUGCCAACAUCGCACAAUCUUCUUGUAGCCUCACAAGUGCACAAUCAUUACGAAGAAAAGUAUCUGACACGCCAACUCGAUUCCGAUCUCGACCGUGAUGAAGGUAUCGAUAGUACCAUUGGAUCACGAUCGUUAUCGAUCAAUACCGUCGAUGAGAACCAACAUGAGUCCACGCCGAAAAAGCCGGUUCGAUCUGUUCACAGUAGUUCCACGCGAAGAAAAGUAACUCGUCUAUUCAGUACCAAUAGUGAUGUCGAAUCACCCUCAACACACACACUAACACCAGAAACGAGCAAUGAGAGUGGAGUGUACUCACAAUCUGGACGCGACACUGAUUAUGAUACAAAUAGUGCAACAAGAUCAUUGAGCAAAGAUCAGUUAUUUUCCACGAAGCCACGCCUUGCACGUUCUGGUUCGAAAUCUCUUAUUGACAGGUCGCAAGGACCGUUGACAAAACAAUUAUCAGGACAAAAUCAUGACCAUCAACAUUCAAACGAGAAGACCAUACAACGUGGAAAUAAUCGAUAUGUUGAAGUUGUUGGACGUGGUUAUAGCGAUGAAAAAACGUCAUCGAGACGUUUGUCAAACGACAGUAUAGAAGAUAAGCAACAUGUGUCCGGAGCAAAAUCUCGAGCAAAAAUUAUCAAAGGCUCUGUCGUCAACAGUUCCUCAAAUGCAAAUAUGAAUAUGGAGGAUGGAUCUCACGCCGAAGACGCCCAUGAUAUAGGAGUGAUCGGAAAAGCGGUACAUAUUCCAUUACGUACAAAAACGGACACCGAUAUACUCCGAGUACAGAAUAAUAAUAUUAUGAAUAAUUACAUGAAUGAACAGAGUGAUCAGAUCGAUACAAUGUCCGAUGAGUUCGACAGUGAUUCAAAAGAGAAUGAAAAUAUUGCGGACAUGGGUCAAUCAUUGUCAGCAUCGUUUCGUUUACGUGUUCAACAGAAAACUCAAGAAAAAAUCGAGCAAAAGGCCCGUCGCCGACAAGCUCGUGAAAAUCGUUCUCACGAAGACCAACUCAAUGAUCACGAUGACCACGAUAUACCUAUGUCAUCCAAUUCUACCAGUCGAUAUUCAUCUCAACCUGAUCUAACUGCAAUUCUCAAUGAUAUCCCAGUCAGUAAUCGACGUCAAAUUGAUUCAAACAUCACUUCUGUUUUACCCAAUUUUCCAUCUCAACAACGUUCGCGUGUUUUGAAAAAUUCUAUGGCUCGUUCUCAAACAUUCAACAAUCGACGUGAUAUUUCCAUGAACGAACAACGCUUUACUCUGAACCGCCCAUUGUCCGAAGAUCGAUCUGUUGAACAAAUAAAAAAUCCUACAAGUACCUAUCGAGAAGCGAUGGAGUCAGUAGCCAAUGACGAUUGGGAACAAAAAUGUGCUGGUCUCACACUACUUCAAUUACUUCUUGCACAGCAUCCUGACACAGUGACACAGAAUCUACAUCAAGUUGUUCUAGCUCUCAUUCAAGAAGUGAAAAAUCUUCGAUCACAAGUUGCUCGUUUUGCCUUAUCAACGUUUUGUGAUAUGUUCAAGUAUUUGAAACGUAACAUGGACAUCGAACUUGACCUAGCUGUCAAAGCCUUAAUACAAAAGAGUGCCGAGUGCAACGAAUUCUUCCGAUUAGAUACUGAAAAGUGCCUUCGAACAAUGGUGGAUAAUGUUACACUACAAAAAGCCUUACAAGCACUGAUCGCCGCUGGUGCAACACAUCGAAAUCCAGCUGCAAGGAAAGCGUCAGCGAAAUACAUCUAUUACGUUUGUGAAAAAUUGGGUCCAACUAAAAUUCUAAGUGGUACACGAGAUAUUACAGAACGUGUCUUACAAGUUGGCGCGACAUUUGCAGCAGAUGGACCGCCAGAGAUCAGGCAAGUUGAAAUCACUUCAAUUUUUCGCUCAAUUUUCAAUUUAAACUCUAGAUGGUACGGCAAGAAGAUCUAUCAUAUGUUAAUGGCUUUCGAAACAUUGGACGCAUUGAUGAAACAAUAUCUCACGCCAAGUGUCUAUACAAACAUGUGUGAAAUUCUUGAUAAUAUUCGAGUUAAGGGAGGUAUUGGUGAAACACCAGGUGAAUCGGCAAGGAACAACGCUCGCCGCGCCCUAUCGAACGACAAACUAAAUUCCAACCCGAGUUUUACCAGUCAGCUAUCUGUAACACGUAAAGCGAAUACAGCUGAUCAAGCCGAGCAGGUUCGUGAAUUAACGAAGCAAAUGCGAAGUUCAGAUUUUCGCGAACGUCUCAAUGGCAUUGAAGAAUUCCAAAAAUUAUGCGAACUCGAAACCGAAACAGCAAUUCAGUCUCUUGUACAAAUCUUCGAUGGAUUUAAUGAAUGUCUGGCCGAUAUGAAUUCCAAAGUUGUACUCAAAGCAUUGAACACGAUGCAUCAACUCGUGCCGAUCCUAAGUGAUGCUUUGGCCAAUGUCAUCAACUCCACUCUACCGAUCAUUGCGCAGAACAUCGCAUCGAAAAAUCGAGACAUCUCACAGUGUGCAUCGGAUAUCAUUGACACUGCUAUCGAAUACAUUGAUUGCGGAGUAUUAGUUCAACCAUUGUGUACAUUAUGUCAAAAUAGCAAUCUUCGUAUUCGACCUGAACUUAUUUUAAAAUUAGCUGCUCUCGUGCCUCAAUUAUGUCAACGUAAACCCAAACAAGUCGAAAUUCAUCUAUUGCCAACUUACUGGAAAUUAUUAUCUCUACUUCGUGGUCAAAAUUCGACGACAAUCACAUCGUCAGCUGGCGGUGCGAACAAUCUGAACUCGUCCGUACAUGUUAUAACAACCGCUCUCUACACUGAACUUGGCACUACUUUGAUUGACCGAGCUAGCUCAAGUUCAUCAGUAACACCGAAAAAUCUCCAGUUACUUCGUGAACUGUGCUCCAGCAUCGACGCUGUGUAG
Adineta ricciae is the source of this 4992-nucleotide messenger RNA. The record is from the annotation of a GenBank genome assembly. NCBI's taxonomy places the organism in Eukaryota, Metazoa, Rotifera, Eurotatoria, Adinetida, Adinetidae.